AUGGCGCGCUCCGAGGCCGGUGCACCUACGGUCUCCUUCUUCCAGCAAUUCCGAGCACUGUUUUUGAAAAAUGCCUCGCUCUUCUUGUCGCGCAAGUCGACGGUCGUCGUGCAGUUGGUCAUCCCGAUCUUGCUGCUGAGCUUGAUUGGCGGUUUGACCAUCCUGAUUGACCGUGCUCUGGAUGAAGCCAACCAGACGGGCUACGUCGAGCGGUACCAGCCCUUCGACGCGUCCAAUCCCUUUGUUCUGACGGAAUUGGAACGCCCCUCCUGGCGGUCCAUGUUCAAUAGUCCGCCCUUCUUCCACGUGUCCUUCAAUUCCGACGAUGCGAUUGGCAACGAGCUCGGGUUCUUGACCUUCCUGGGAGAGCGUUUCGGCGUCCUCGGUACCAUUGAGCAGGAGGUUCAGCCGGAGAUUGGCAUGGUCCCUGAGACACACUACCCCUUCUUUGUGGAGCACGCCAAUCACACAUCGGUCAAUUCGGCCCUGUUUGAUGUGUAUGCCCUGUGGAAGGACCUGCUGAAUGACAGUGGCCUGGGCCCGCAGCCUGCCCCCGAUGACUACUGGCAGAUUACCAACCAGACCAUCGAGUGGCAUGCCGCGCGUGAGUAUGAAAAGCUCCUGCCCUAUGGCGCCCUGCUGGUGGACGACCUCCACCUGCCGGUUGCCGUGCCCGGGGAGAGUCUCUCGCCGCGGGAUUUCCACCUCAACUACACAUCCAUGGCGGCCACUCGGUAUGGUGGUUUGCGCAUUCUCGGUCGGGACAUCCGGACAUCGCCCCGCGAUCCGCCACCCACGGCCUUGAGUGCUGCCCCGGGAGCCUCGGCCCCACGGGCCGCGCUCAUUGUGCGUGCUCUGACCCAGGCCUUGCUGCCGAGGAUGCUAUCGAGGGCGGCCAAUCCCCCAGUAGCUGGCCCUCAGGAGGGGCUCUCCGCCUGUGCGCAUGCCUACCAGGAGAAUGACCCCCUGCUGCCGGUGUCCUACCUGUCGACCAUCUUCCCGGAAACCGACCGCCGGAUCAACCUGCAGAAUAUCUUCCACAAUGCCUUCCGUGCGUAG
Molecule: messenger RNA, 1059 nt
Organism: Fonticula alba
Lineage: Eukaryota; Rotosphaerida; Fonticulaceae
Exons: 4
Coding region: 1-1059 (352 amino acids)
Source: RefSeq, a predicted model, not a curated record